AUGGAAGUUGUAAUAGAAUGUUUCAAGAAAAUUCACGAAACACCUGAAGGCCAUAUCGUUGGUUAUUGUAGGCUGAAGCAAUUGCUUCAGACUAGGUAUGGAAUCAAUAUCCAUCUAUCAACGGCUGCUGCAAUCAACUGUGCCUUGGACCCAGAGGGUGUCAACAGAAGGUCAAAGAGGGUUCUCAAGCGUUGUGUUUUCAAUGUUGCUGGCCCAAAUUUUAUCUGGUCAGCCAAUGGCCAUGAUAAAUUGAAGAAGUUUGGAAUCACUUUGUACGGCUUCAUUGAUGCUUGGAGUUGUAAGGUCUUGGCAAUCUUUGUUCACACUACCAACAACAAUCCUCGACAUAUUGGAUAUUACUAUCUUCAAUUAGUCAAACGGGAGGGUGGCAUCCCACGUCUAACAACCACCAAUCGAGGCACUGAGACAAUCAAGAUGGCCGGACACCAAAUAAAUCUUAUGCGUCAAUUUGGAAUUGAUUACGACUUAGACCCAGAUCAAUCACAUCAAUUCACCAAAAGCACACAUAAUCAAAAAAUAGAAUGCCUCUGGUCUCAGUUGAUGAAACAAUACAAUGGCGAACUUAUAAGUCAAUUAUAUGAAGCUGAUGAAAAAGGUUACUAUGAUCCUGAAGACCCUGAUAGUCUGAACGAAUGGAUCAAUAACUACAACUCAUACAAGAGGCGUCGUGACAGGAAGAGCAUGCUUCCUAGUGGAUGCAGGGCAAACAUGUGUUACGAAAACCCCGAAGACCACGAUUCUAAACAAGGACUGAUACCCAUCACCAUAUCUGUGGCUCUGGAGCUAGAGAACAAGCAUUACCCUGAUGCCAAAGAUCUAACUUCUACUUGCCCUGAAUGGUUCAGCAAAAUAGUUGACCUUCUAAAACUGGAAAUGGAGCUCAACUGUCCUGAAACUGACACUCAGAAUGUUUGGAGUGUACUUUCUUGGCUAAGAUCUGCCAUCCAACUUUACGACUCUGCCUGGUUGGAUGAUAUCACGAAUGAUCCUGAAGAAACAAUUGCUGCCCGUGCAUACUUGUUAUAUGAUACAGAUUCUACUACUUAA
Messenger RNA from Puccinia graminis f. sp. tritici CRL 75-36-700-3, 1068 nucleotides. RefSeq lists its product as uncharacterized. The transcript has 3 exons. Bases 1 to 1068 code for a protein of 355 amino acids. The record is from RefSeq and is a predicted model, not a curated record. Lineage: Eukaryota; Fungi; Basidiomycota; Pucciniomycetes; Pucciniales; Pucciniaceae.